Messenger RNA from Pangasianodon hypophthalmus (striped catfish), 1935 nucleotides. RefSeq names its product B-cell receptor CD22-like. Bases 1 to 1935 code for a protein of 644 amino acids. The transcript is spliced from 11 exons. NCBI's taxonomy places the organism in Eukaryota, Metazoa, Chordata, Actinopteri, Siluriformes, Pangasiidae. The record is from RefSeq and is a predicted model, not a curated record.
AUGUCCCUCAAAAUGGCUUCUCCACUUUAUCUGAUCUUUCUGUUCAUGAUCUCAGGAGCUCUUGGGAAUGAAUGGAGUGUGAAAUACAGCCAACUAAAUCUCUGUGCUUUAAAAGGAUCUACAGUGUUUAUGAACGGCACUUACACACACCCAACAGGUCUUACAGUGAAGAACAGGUUUUGGUUAAUAAACCCAGCUCACGGUAAAGAGUGGACUGAUCUGCGUAAUGAAUCAGGUUACUCAGACAGAGUGGAGUAUUUAGGAGAUGAACAGAAACACUUCUCCCUCAGACUCAGUGACGUGAAGAAAACAGACGAACACAUGUACUGCUUCAGAAUCAUAACAAACGAACACAAAGAAAAAUUCCUGGGUUUUCCCGGAGUUACACUCACUGUUACAGAUCUUCAAGUAAUCGCUCCUGCAGAAGUGACAGAGGGACAAUCAGCCAUUCUGACCUGUAAAACCACCUGCAGUCUGACUGAUCCCACAUUCAUCUGGUACAAAAACAGACGUGGUUUAACCACAAAGACCACCAAGAGCAAUGAAGUCCACCUGCAGCGGGUCAGCAGUGAGGAUGCAGGCAGUUAUAGCUGUGCUGUAAGAGGAUAUGAACAUCUCCCCUCUCCUGCUCAAACCCUCAGCGUCAGAUAUCCUCCAAAGAACGUCUCAGUGUCCAUCAGCUCCUUUAGUGAAAUAGUGGAGGGCAGUUCAGUGACUCUGACUUGUAGCAGUGAUGCUAACCCACCUGUGGAGAUCUACACCUGGUUUAAGGGGACAACAUCAGUAGGAAAAGGAAAGGCCUACAUCAUCUCCAAGAUCAGCAUUGAGGACAGUGGAGAGUACAAGUGCAAGUGCAGUAAUGAAGUCGGACAUCAGGACUCCAUCGGUGUAACUCUGAAUGUUCUGUAUCCUCCAAGGAACGUCUCAGUGUCCAUCAGCUCCUCUGGUGAGAUAGUGGAGGGCAGUUCAGUGACUCUGACCUGUAGCAGUGAUGCUAACCCACCUGUCGAGAUCUACACCUGGUUUAAGGGGACGACAUCAGUAGGAAAAGGAAAGACCUACAUCAUCUCCAAGAUCAGCACUGAGGACAGUGGAGAGUACAAGUGCAAGUGCAGUAAUGAAGUCGGACAUCAGGACUCCAUCGGUGUAACUCUGAAUGUUCUGUAUCCUCCAAAGAACGUCUCAGUGUCCAUCAGCUCCUCUAGUGAGAUAGUGGAGGGCAGUUCAGUGACUCUUACCUGCAGCAGUGAUGCUAACCCACCUGUGGUGAACUACACCUGGUUUAGGGGGAUGACAUCAGUAGGAAAAGGAAAGAACUACAACAUCUCCAACAUCAGCACUGAGGACAGUGAAGAGUACAAGUGCAAGUGCAGUAAUGAAGUCGGACAUCAGGACUCCAUCGGUGUAACUCUGAAGGUUCUGUAUCCUCCAAAGAACGUCUCAGUGUCCAUCAGCUCCUCUGGUGAGAUAGUGGAGGGCAGUUCAGUGACUCUGACCUGCAGCAGUGAUGCUAACCCACCUGUGGAGAAGUACACCUGGUUUAAGGAGAAAGAAUCAUCACCUGUAGGAUCUGGACAGAGUUACAGAGCUCUACAGAGUGGACAGUACUACUGCGAGGCUCAGAAUAAACACGGCUCUGAGAGAUCAGCUGCAGUGUCCGUCACUUUAAACGGUUUCCUUCAUGGUUCUUUGAUUGUGUAUGUGGCUGUUGGAGUUGGACUUUUUGGGCUUGCAGCUCUUCUCUCUGCACUCUUCUGGCUGAGAUGCAAGAGAAAGAAGAAAAAGGAAGAUGAUGGUGACUAUCAGACCGCUGGGCCGAGUGCUAAAGACGACACAUACGCAGCUCUCGAUCUCGCAGGCCGGACAGCUGAUGAUGUGUAUCACACACUUGCAACUUUGAAGAACAUGAUCAGUCCCGAAACAGCUGAUGAAUAG